GUCGGCAAACCGGGCGCACGUGACAGAAGUGGUCUCUUCUUUGAAGUCUGGUGAGCACUCCGAAACCAUGUUCGCAGAGAUCCUCGAAGAGUGUAAACUUGGUCGCGUGGCUGGCCCUUUUCCCGCCUCCAAGCUUCUCCUCCAGGACACCAGUUCGUGUGCUUCCCGUGCGUUCCCGGUCGUUCAAGGUGGGAAGGUCAGGCGUGCCGACGACUGGUUGCGCAGUCACCACAACGCGACAGUGUGGGUCUCAGACUCGCCUGCGUAUUGUGGGGUGGAUACCCUCGCUAGCUGUAUCCAGUCCGCGCCUGUUCGUCAGAACAUGCUGCUCAGCGCGGUGGAUCACGAAGGGGCAUAUAGAGGGCUACCCGUCCGAUCGCCAAGCGAAUGCGGCGUAAUCCUUCCCGUUCAGAAGGAUCGUUGCCUGUUCGUGCACAACAGCCUCCCGUUCGGCAGCACGGGGAGCGUGUGGUCUUACCUCAGGGUGGCGGACGUUCUCUCGUUCUUGGCGGUUAGCCUCCUGUUCGUACCUUCCGCCCACUUUGUCGACGACUUCCACCAGUCCGAAUCCGCUGACGUAGCCGACUCAGGCUUUCAGAGUUUCAAGCUGUUUCACAGCACGUUAGGGUUCAGGAUGAAGGUGGCCAAGGAAAAGCGAGCUGGGAGUUCUGUGGACGAUCCUCCAGGUACCUGUUCAGGAGCCUUGGCCGCCCGUCUCGCAGGAAAGUUGACGUUCGUGUGCGCCUGGGUGUUUGGGAAGGCUGAGUUGCCGCCCGCGCUGCGAGUCAGCUUUCGACUCCUGGUCGAACUCUUGCCAGCUUUGAAACCUAGGCUGUACGCCGAUGCCUUCAUCACCAUGCAUGGCCAACGCCGUUGCGCCAACCGGUGGAUGGACGACAGCACUGCCCUACAGCAACUCCGGGAGUCUACCAACGGAUGGGGAGCCAUCUACAUAGGCCCGUCCGGCCAGCGAUGGAGUUUUCGUGCACAGGUGCCAGAGUCGGUUUUACGCCGGUGCUGUUCCAGUCGCGACUACAUCUACUGGUUGGAGGCGGUGGCUCAGUUGAUCUCCCUGGCAGUCGUUGCAAAAGACCAGUUCGAUUGCAUAGUUUGCUUCGUCGACAACACUGCCGCGGAGCACGCGCUGAACAAGGGCACGUCCAAAAACCCGCCAACCUGUCAGACAAGGUGUCAAGGGGCGACUUUUCAGAGGCGCACCAGCUAG
This is a messenger RNA of Symbiodinium necroappetens, 1225 nucleotides long. Lineage: Eukaryota; Dinophyceae; Suessiales; Symbiodiniaceae. The record is from the annotation of a GenBank genome assembly.